Prorocentrum cordatum is the source of this 1824-nucleotide messenger RNA. Lineage: Eukaryota; Dinophyceae; Prorocentrales; Prorocentraceae. The record is from the annotation of a GenBank genome assembly.
AUGGGCGCCUGCGUCCGCAGCAGGCAGUGGAGGGUCGCCCUGGUGCUGGCGUCUGGCCUGGGGCCGGGCGAGGCGGACGUCGUCACGUUCAGCACGGCGGUCAGCGCGUGCGAGAAGGGCUCCAACUGGAGCUUGGCGCUGGCGACGCUGGGGUCGAUGGCGGAGCUCCAGGUAUCUCCCAACGUGGUCACCUCCGGCGCUGGGAUCAGCGCCUGCGCGAGGGGGAAGCAGUGGCAAUUGGCGUUGGCGAUGCUCGCCGCCAUGCCGGCACAGGAGCUCAAGCCGAACGUUAUCACCUACAACGCGACCAUCCGCGCGUGUGAGAAAGGCCGCCACUGGCUGCACGCCCUGGGGGUCCUCGAGCACAUGCAGGGCGCCGGUCUGGAGCCCGAUUCGAUCAGCUACAGUGCCACGAUCAGUGCGUGCGAGGCGGGUUCGCGGUGGGACCUGACGCUGGGCUUUCUCAGGCGCAUGCGGCAGGGCGGCUUCACGGUCGACCCGAUGACACACGCUGCGUGCAUCUGCGCCGCAGGCAAGCGGCACCGCUGGAGGGAGGUGGUCAUGCUCUUCGAGCAGGCCCAGGGCAGCGGGCUGCCGCUCCGCGGCGUGGCGCGCGGCAUGGUGCUCACGGCCCUCGAGAGGGGCGGCCGCCGCGCCGAGGCCAGGGCGCUGGUGGACGAGGUGCUGGCGAGCGAGCCGCCCGCGGAGGCCGCCGAGCUCGCCGCGGCGGUCAACGGGUGCCGCAGCUGCAGCAGGUGGGACUGGGCGCUCGGGCUGCUGGGGGGGCUGCGCCGGGCGUGGCCGUCGGACACGGUGGCGCUGAGGGCCGCGUUUAACUCGACCAUGGGGGCCUGCGACAUGGCGAAGCAGUGGGAGACGGCGCUGGAGUUGCUUGCGGACAUGCAGGGGGCGAGCCUAGCCAUGUGUAAGAGUUCCUACGAGAUGGCGAUCGCGUCGUACGCGAAGAAGGGGGACUGGUCGGCAUCGACCGCCCUGCUCAGGGAGAUGCAAGAGAGGCGGUUGCCCCCAGACGCGUACUCCUACAAUUGCGCCAUCAGCUUGCUCAACAGGCUGAGGAUGUGGCAGCGGGCCUCGGAGCUGUUCCAGGAGAUGCGGGACGCGAGCGCGAGGCCGAACGUGAUCACCUUCAGCGUCAUGAUCAGCGCCUACGAGAAGGGCAGGCGCUGGCAGAUGGCCGUCGGGCUGCUCCAGGAGAUGAAGCAGGAGGCCGCCACCCCGAACCAGGUCACCUACAACUCCCUGCUGAGCGCGUGCGACAAGGGCGAGCAGUGCGCCCUGGCGCUGCGGCUCUUCCUCGAGAUGAAGGACCUCGGCCUGGCGCCCGACGUCGUGACCUACGGCGCCAUGACCAGCGCCUGUGCCAAGGCUGGGCUGUGGCAGUGGGCGCUGGCGCUGCUGGCGGAGAUGGUGCAGCGGGGCAUCCAGCCGAGCGUCGUCUCGUACACCGCGGCGGUGAGCGCCUGCACCACCGCCAGCCAGUGGCCCGUCGCCGUGGCGCUGCUGCAGGGGGCGGGCACGGCCGGCGUGGAGCCGAACGUCAUCACCUUCAGCGCGGCCAUCGCGGCGUGCGACAAGGGCGGUCAGUGGGACUGGGCGCUCGCGCUGUUCCACGAGAUGCGGCAGAAAGGCGUCGAGCCGAACGAGGCCACGUACAGCAGCGUGAUCCUCGCCUGCGCGCGCGCGGGGGAGUGGCAGUGGGCGGGGCCCCGGGGCCUCGGGGGGGCAACGGGCGGCAGGGGGGUGGGGCGGCCCGCCGCGGGCGGGCUCGCCGCGGAGGCGUUCCGGGGCGACGCAGGCCUCUGA